Molecule: messenger RNA, 1749 nt
Organism: Ilyonectria robusta
Lineage: Eukaryota; Fungi; Ascomycota; Sordariomycetes; Hypocreales; Nectriaceae
Product: Ppx/GppA phosphatase family-domain-containing protein
Exons: 3
Coding region: 1-1749 (582 amino acids)
Biological process (GO): regulation of transcription by RNA polymerase II
Source: RefSeq, a predicted model, not a curated record
AUGGACAACUUAAUAACCCUCGAGAAUUUGAAGGAGAAGCUUCCACCAUGGAACCCCAACUCCGAGAGCCAGCUCUUCGCCAUUGUCGAUAUGGGAAGGUAUGUCAACGGCACCCGCUUCUCUAUUACUUCCCUGGCACAACCUACUACUCGCCUCCUCCUCCCCGUCUAUGCAAACCGUGCACGCAUUUCUCUCUUUGAUGUUCUCAGGAAAAAUGACAACUUGUUCCCCAAGGAGACUAUUGACGAAGUUGUCGACACCCUUCUCCGCUUCAAGCGGAUAUCUAUCGAAUAUGGCGUGCCAGACGGUCAGUUUAUGGUUCUCGCCACUCAGGCUAUGCGCACUGCCAAAAACGCCGCCGACAUGCUCACUGCCAUUAAUGAGAGAACCAAGGGAAUCUCCAUGAACAUCCUUGAUCCGAAGGUUGAGACGCUGUUCGGCGCCGUCAUGGGUUCCCGCAGCGGCCUGGUGAAUGCCGACGACGGCGCCCUCUUCCUGGACAUGGGUGGUGGCAGUGUUCAGAUGACAUGGGUGAAGACAGGCCCAGAGGGCUAUGAGAUUGUCUCAGCGAAAAACGGUACCAGCUUGAAGUUUGGUGCUGUUGCGUUGAUGGACAUCUUGAAUGAUGAGAAGAAGACGCAUGGUCAGGCGCUCAAGGAACUCGACGCAGGCAUGUCGCAGGCAUAUGACGACCUCUGCAGUGCAUUCCCCGAUCUCAAAGCCAUCAAGGACGCCUACGAGAACGGUAACAAGCAGUCCAAGGUCAACGUCUACAUGUGCGGUGGCGGCUUCCGCGGCUACGGCAGCAUGCUCAUGCACAACGAUGCCACUUACCCUUACCCCAUCACCUCCACCAACGCCUAUACGGCGCCUGGGAAACUUUUUAAGAAAGUUGACAAGAUGAGCAAGGUCAACGAAAAGGAAGAGGGCGAAAGAAUCUUCGGCAUGUCCAAGCGCCGCCGCGCGCAGUUCCCGGCCAUCGCCCUCGUCAUCGAGGCCUUCAUCAAGGUGGUGCCGAACAUCGGCAAUGUCUCCUUCAGCGGCGGUUCGAACCGCCAGGGUGCUCUGAUGAUGAUGCUCCCAUUCGAGAUUCGCGAGAGCAACCCCAUUGAUGUUCUGGCUGCCGUCUCUGAGGAGGAACGGCCAAUUUUCGACGCUGUUUCGGGUCUCCUACAGGAUGCUCUACCCCGCGAGGUUGACUUCUCAGAAAUCCCAACCGUCUUCACCGCUGGCCUAGACGGUCUGUUCGUCCGGGAUAUCUGGGGACGCGCUGGCUACGACAAGGAUGCUGACGCUGCCUACGCCCUAAACAACGCGAUUCUCCGCGACCCCGAGGCCCCUGGCCUGACGCAUCUUGGCCGGGCUCUCCUGGCGCUGACUGGAUCAGCUCGGUGGGAUGGGCACCUCGGACCCGACGAUGCCAAACUCUUCAAGGGACUGACUGGCAUCGUGGAGAGCCAGAGCGAGGACUCGCCCGUCUGGGCUGCAUACGUCGGCGCUGUGGCCAACGUCAUUGCUGCCAUUCUCCCGGUCUUCCCAAAGAACCCGGAUGAGGUGAAGAAAACCAUCAGGAUCACGUCAAGCAUCAAGAAACACAGGGUUGUUUUAUUGAUCGGAGUCGCCUCCAACGACAUUACAAGGGGUCUCGACCUAGACGAACUUGUUAAAGUAAUUGAAGGGGCCGCCAAAAAGAGGAAGGAAAAGAGCCGCAGCUUCAAGAUUUCCGCCAAAAUCCAUUUGUUAUCAUAA